AUGGCUUCUAUUGCUGCUGUGCUUGCCGUCGCCGGCCUUGCUGCCGGUGCGACAAUCACCACAACAGAGCCGGCUCUGGCAGCGAUUGAAGCUGCCCAGCAAACAACAGUGCCUCUAGCUUGGACUUCGAAUGUCACUGGAAAGGCUUUUGAUCGCUUUUAUCAAGUUUGGCUGGAGAAUGUGGAUUACAACGACGCCGCCGCGAACGCUGACCAACAGUGGCUGGCCAGUCAGGGCAUCACAUUGACAAACUAUUAUGCUGUCGGCCACACCUCUCAGCCCAAUUAUUGCGCUGCUGCUAGUGGUGACAAUUAUGGCAUGGACAAUGAUUUAUUCCACGACAUUCCGACAAAUGUAUCGACUGUGGCCGAUCUAUUGAACACAAAGGGCAUUUCAUGGGGCGAAUACCAGGAGGAUAUGCCAUAUCCUGGCUUCCAGGGGUAUAACUACUCCAACCAAAAAACUUAUGCGGAUGACUACAUGCGCAAGCAUAAUCCUCUAGUCAUGUUCAACAAGAUAUCCAGCAACGAUACCGCCUUACGUCUGAUAAAGAACUUUACCUCCUUUGAGAAUGACCUGCACAAUAGACAACUUCCUCAGUGGGCUUUCAUCACACCUAACAUGACCAAUGAUGCCCACGACACCAACGUCACAUACGGCUCGCACUGGCUACGCGGAUUUGUGUCUAGGCUAAUGAAUGACACUUACGCCUGGGAUAAUACCCUCAUGCUGCUCACCUUCGACGAGUCGGAGGUCUAUAAUGUGCCUGAAUCGGAGAUCUAUAGUGUGCGCAACCGCGUUUUUAGUAUCCUACUAGGCGGUGCCAUCCCAAAGCAUCUUAUCGGCACGAAGGACGACGCUGUUUACACCCACUAUUCUAGUCUCGCUACCGUGGAGGCCAACUGGGGUCUCCCCUCGCUGGGCCGAUGGGACUGUGGUGCUAACCUAUUCCAAUUCGUCGCUGACAAAGUCGGCUAUACCAACUGGGCCAUCGACGACACAAACCUGUAUAUCAACGAGUCACUACCUGGUCCGCUCAUGAGAUGGGGGUUGACAGCUUAUCGGUUCAAUUGGCCCGUACCCACCACCAGUGGUUCCUGCUCAGCUGGUAACGGCAUCCUCCAGUCUGUUAUUGACAUGUACAAGGGCCGCGCUCCGACAUACAACUACACUGCUCCCUUUCCUUAUGAUACCAUUUAUGGGAUGGAUGUCGGUAUCCCCUACUCCCGCAAUGGCACGACUUAUGUGUCUGGUAUCAACACUACAGGAGUUGCUGGCCAUGACACGUUUUCGAGUACCCCAGGUGUUAGUGCCCACCUUGCCGCCCCUACAAGUACUGGUACAGCUGCUGCAUCUACGAGCACUGGCGCUGCCUCUACGAUGGCUGUUUCAUCUGCUGGGUCUCUGACUGCUUUGCUGGUCGUUGUGCUUGGACUUUUAUAA
Penicillium longicatenatum is the source of this 1443-nucleotide messenger RNA. Its product is annotated as phosphoesterase-domain-containing protein. NCBI's taxonomy places the organism in Eukaryota, Fungi, Ascomycota, Eurotiomycetes, Eurotiales, Aspergillaceae. The record is from RefSeq and is a predicted model, not a curated record. Bases 1 to 1443 code for a protein of 480 amino acids. The transcript has 3 exons. Gene Ontology annotation, biological process: phospholipid catabolic process. Gene Ontology annotation, molecular function: hydrolase activity, acting on ester bonds.